CGUUGGUCUCCGAAGCUACAUUGUGAGCUUUGUUUCACGGACUGGAGGUUUUGUUAGGGUUUAGCACAAGGUGAUUGAGUCGUAGUCUUGGAUCACGCUCGUCUGUGAGCUUGUGUCCCUUUGAAAGAUUUUUCCGGUGGCAGGGUGGUUGAAAGCUCGGACGCCAUGGCGACCAAGGUGCAGCGGAUUAUGACACAGCCCAUCAAUCUUAUUUUCCGUUUCUUGCAGAGUAAGUCGAGGAUCCAGAUAUGGUUGUUCGAGCAGAAGGACUUGCGCAUCGAGGGUCGUAUCAUCGGGUUCGACGAGUAUAUGAACCUCGUGCUCGAUGAGGCGGAAGAGGUUUCCUUGAAGAAGAAAACGCGCAAGCCGUUGGGCCGAAUAUUGCUCAAGGGGGAUAAUAUCACACUUAUGAUGAAUACCGGAAAGUAAAGUUCGGAAGGGAUGGCGACGCACCAGAUAAUGUAUCGAAAAAUGUACGUCGUCGGGUUGGAUUCGUUUAUUUUAGAUUAUUUUAGAUUAGGGCUUCUUCCUAGUUUGUUUUAUGAGGCCUGUCACUCCUACGCACGGAGUAGUCAAGGUGUUUUUUUCUACCUCUGCGUCGACACCGAAAUGCAGGGUUUGACAUUCUGCGAUACGCAGUGUGCACAUGAGCUUUUGUACAUAUAGCUCAGGGAGUCGAUUAUUGAGAAAAGCUGAAUGUCGCAUCUGGGCGGGGUUGGAGCUUUUUGCCUCCGUUGAGCAUCUUCAAAGUAAACUCUAUUAUUUGCAAAAGUCACGAAAUUGUGUAUGCUUGUCGGGCGAUCACAUGUUCAAGUUCUCUCUUUUUAGAGUCAUUGGAGAGGCCAGAGUAUUAUUUGAUGGUA
Molecule: messenger RNA, 863 nt
Organism: Physcomitrium patens
Lineage: Eukaryota; Viridiplantae; Streptophyta; Bryopsida; Funariales; Funariaceae
Biological process (GO): mRNA splicing, via spliceosome
Cellular component (GO): spliceosomal complex
Molecular function (GO): RNA binding
Source: RefSeq, a predicted model, not a curated record